Salarias fasciatus (jewelled blenny) is the source of this 1185-nucleotide messenger RNA. RefSeq names its product coagulation factor XI-like. Gene Ontology annotation, molecular function: protein binding. The coding region runs from base 51 to 1157 and encodes 368 amino acids. The record is from RefSeq and is a predicted model, not a curated record. Gene Ontology annotation, cellular component: extracellular region. NCBI's taxonomy places the organism in Eukaryota, Metazoa, Chordata, Actinopteri, Blenniiformes, Blenniidae. Gene Ontology annotation, biological process: proteolysis. The transcript is spliced from 9 exons.
AAGGAGCUGUGGCUCAGGACUCUGGAGUUCUCUGCAGACCAACAGAGAAGAUGAUCACCCACCGGAUUCUGUUGGGCCUGCUCGCCCUCUGCAGCCUUUCCUUCGGUCAAGAAUGUAAUCAACAGUUUCUGGAGAACAUUGAUUUCCCGGGAACAGACAUUAUGUUUGUCUACUCCCCUGAUGCGGAGCACUGCCAGAUGAUAUGCACGCAGCACCCAACCUGCCUGUUUUUUACUUUCGUUCGACCUGACUGGACCCGGGACACAAGGCACUUCUACUGCUACCUCAAGUCCACUCCCACAGGAACCCCCAACAAACAGACCCCGCUGCUGGGUGUCACCUCUGGCUACUCUCUCAAAUCCUGCGAUACAAGCCAGCGGCCUUGUCUGCCGAAGGUGUACCAGAACACCGACUUCCUCGGGGCAGAUUAUAAAACCUUUUUCACAGCCGACUAUGAGGAGUGUCAGAGAGCCUGCACUUAUGAUCCCAACUGUCACUUCUUCACUUUUAUCAAUGAGCUGUUCACAACACUGAAUAUGAGGUACAAGUGUCACCUGAAAUUCAGCUGGCCUGUACCGAGGCUGAAAGUAAAAAGAUUCCAGGGGGUAGUGUCUGGAUUCUCACACAGGAUUCCAACAGUGGACCCAGACUGUAGGAUCAAAUUACUUCCCAACACCCACUUCACUGUGUCCAACGUUUUGAUCAUGGACGCUGCAUCACCAGAACACUGUCACGCCUUCUGCUCUGCACAUCUGUUGUGCGCCGCCUUCUCAUAUUCCAGUGAAGAUUUCAAGUGUUAUUUGAAGACAAAUUGGGAUUAUUUGCCAUCUGAGGCCAAAGAUGGAUUCACAUCCGGGCUACCGAUGCGCUUCUGUCAGCCUGACAGCAGGUGGCUUCAGACGCAGUUUGAAGGUGUAGAUUUCCUAGGUUCUGACAUUCGCUUUGAGCUGAUGGAUGACCCAGAUUCAUGUCAGAGGACCUGCACUGAAGACCCACACUGCCAGUUCUAUACCUACUUAACAGAAGACUUCGACAGCAGCAGCCGCAGGCGCCGCUGCUACGUGAAGAGUACUAUCACCAUGCCAGCUCCUCCCGAGGUCGCCAAACUGGAUAACGCUGUAUCCGGCUUCUCUCGGAGGAACUGCGGUUCUGUGUAAUCCUCUCACACAAAAAUUGGACUUUUUU